Messenger RNA from Pantherophis guttatus, 2631 nucleotides. RefSeq names its product UDP-GlcNAc:betaGal beta-1,3-N-acetylglucosaminyltransferase 7 (gene B3GNT7). Gene Ontology annotation, biological process: poly-N-acetyllactosamine biosynthetic process; protein O-linked glycosylation. Gene Ontology annotation, molecular function: UDP-glycosyltransferase activity; hexosyltransferase activity. Gene Ontology annotation, cellular component: Golgi membrane. The record is from RefSeq and is a predicted model, not a curated record. Lineage: Eukaryota; Metazoa; Chordata; Lepidosauria; Squamata; Colubridae.
UGCCUCUCCGCCGCGCAUCUUCGCGCCUGCCGCGGCCACCAUGAGCUCCUGGAAGAAGACCAUCUACAAGACCGUCUGUCUCUCCUUCGCGCUGAUCGUAACCGUGACCCUCUUCCAAAAAGGCAGUGUUCCCAACCAGUUCUUUCAGACCCAGCCGCAGAAAUCCGUGAUCUCCCAAGAGCCGCUGAAAACUCAGAAGACGAAUGAAGUCCUGCCCCUCACCAACAACUUCUGGAAAAAGGAGGUCGAGAUUCCUCCGCCCGUCAAAGCCACCGAGAAGGAGGUGACCUCCUGGGACGUCAAGGCCACCAACUGCACGGCCAACUCCAACUUCACCAAGGAGGAGUGGUUCAGAAACCUGGAGCCCCACUUCCAGCAGUUCCUCUUUUACCGACACUGUCGCUAUUUCCCCAUCAUCAUCAACCAUCCGGAGAAAUGCCGCGGUGAAAUCGACCUGCUGAUUGUGGUGAAGUCGGUCAUCACUCAAUACGACCGCCGAGAAGCCAUCCGUAGGACGUGGGGUCAAGAGCGAGUGUUGGACGGGAAAAAAAUCAAGACGCUCUUCCUCUUGGGCAUUGCCUCCAAAGUAGAGGAGAGGUCCAACUACCAGAAGCUCUUGGAGUACGAAGAUCGAAUCUACGGGGACGUCCUACAGUGGGACUUCUUGGAUACCUUUUUCAACCUCACCUUGAAGGAAGUCCAUUUCCUCAAGUGGUUUAACAUCUACUGUGACCAGGUCCGGUACAUCUUUAAAGGGGACGAUGAUAUCUUCAUGAGUCCUGAGAACAUCUUGGAGUUCCUCAAGGAUCAGAAAGGAGGGGACCUCUUUGUGGGCGACGUGCUGUUCAAAGCGAAGCCCAUUCGCAAGAAGGAUAACAAAUACUACAUCCCCAACUCUUUGUACGGCAAAACCUAUUAUCCGCCCUACGCAGGCGGAGGGGGCUUCGUGAUGGAUGGCCCCUUGGCCAAGCGUCUCCACAAAGUCUCCGAAAACCAGGAGCUGUACCCCAUUGAUGAUGUCUACCUGGGGAUGUGUCUGGAGGACCUCAAGGUGACCCCUGUAGCUCACACCGGCUUCAGAACCUUUGGCCUCGUGAAAAACAAAAACAGCAAAAUGAACCGUGAACCCUGUUUCUACAAAAGCAUGUUGGUAGUCCAUAAACUUAAUCCGGCCGAUCUGCUCAGCAUGUGGGAUUUGGUCCAUAAACAUUUGUCCUGUUCCCAGAAAGCCAACAUCCUUUAGCUCAACCCGAUUUUGGCCAAAGAGGAAGAUCGUAACGGGAGCCCCAAAGAUCCUGGGGGAAAUCACCCGAUUUUCCCACCCACCCCUUUCUAAUGAAAUUGAAAAGAAAGCAGGACGACAAUGAUGACUGUCGGCGUUGGAGGGGAGGGAAGGGGUUUGUUGAAAUAAUUGGAAAAGGGGGGUGGGUGGGGGAGAGAGGUCUUUUUUUUUUCAUAUUUUAUUUGUUCCCUUGUGGGACUUUUGAAGGAUGUAGAAAAAAAAACUUGAAGAGAUGGGAAGUCGAUGGCCACAAAGGGAAUUGACUAUUCCGGAAGAGAUGAAGGAUGACUACCCCACGUUGGGCAGUUGGGCAAGUCACCGCUUCCUUUAUUUGUGCCCUUUUUUGUGGUGUGCUUUACAGCUGGAGGCUGGUCCUAAAGCUAAGACAUUUAUUUCUAGGUGUGUGUGUGUGUAUGAGAGAGAGAGGGAGGGAGGGAGGGAGGGAGAGAAUGUAUGUGUAUGUUUCCAAAGCUGAAUUAAAAAAAUCUGUUCAGGAAAGAAGGAAAUAACCCAAAUUCUAACGUGCAUUUUUGGGAUCAUCCGGCCGGAUAGUGUGUUGUGUAGAUUUACUUUUUUCUGCAGAGAACAUUUUCUUUGGGGGAAUAACCACCCUUGCAGCUUAUAUCCCCUACCCCACUCAGGAAAGAAACCGUCACUCAAAUCUCUGCAAACUUAGAAAAACGUAAUUGCAAUCUGUAGGCGUUUUGUUUUGUUUUUUUAAUUUUAAAAAGAGAUGUCCUUCUGCGGAAUUUGUUCUAUGCCAGUGGUCCCCAGUCUUUCCGGCUUUGCAGACUAGGGGCAGGGAGAGAGAGGGUGUGGUUCCAGUGUGCAGCGCCGUUUGAGCAAGCGGCAAGUGUGCACGUAUACCUCUCACACAAAUGGAGUUGUGCGAGCAGAAGCAUAUGGGCCUGUCGCUUGUGCCACGGCCCAGGCGUUAGGGAUCCCGAGUCCCUCUGUGCUUCAUUGCAUUUAUUUUGUUGGGAAAAAAAAUAAGGUACAGUAGCAAGAGGAGGUCCAUGAUUCUCUCCAGUGUAGGAUUUUACUGGUGCCUGGUUGUAUUUUGUACUUUAGAUCAGGGGUCUCCAACCUUGGCAACUUUUAGCCUGGAGGACUUCAACUCCCAGAAUUCCCCAGCCAGCUCUGCUGUACUUUAGAUCAGGGGUCUCCAACCUUGGCAACUUUUAGCCUGGAGGACUUCAACUCCCAGAAUUCCCCAGCCAGCUCUGCUGUACUUUAGAUCAGGGGUCUCCAACCUUGGCAACUUUUAGCCUGGAGGACUUCAACUCCCAGAAUUCCCCAGCCAGCUCUGCUGUACUUUAGAUCAGGGGUCUCCAACCUUGGCAACUUUU